Brassica napus (rape) is the source of this 1131-nucleotide messenger RNA. Its product is annotated as NEDD8-conjugating enzyme Ubc12-like. The record is from RefSeq and is a predicted model, not a curated record. Lineage: Eukaryota; Viridiplantae; Streptophyta; Magnoliopsida; Brassicales; Brassicaceae. The transcript has 5 exons. The coding region runs from base 587 to 1057 and encodes 156 amino acids.
CUUAGCGCGGAAUCCUAGGCAAAUCAGAAUAUAAUAAUAGUUUUAUUUUUUCUUUAGCUAAGAAAGGGUCCUUAGACAAGGUGUUUAAGGACUUAAUCCUUACGUGUGUGGCAACAGCUGAUAGGCAAGGGGUGGAGGUGACUUUCGCGUGUGGGAAAAAAAAAUUAUUUUCUUUUUUCAUCCAAAAAAAAAGAGUUCUGGCGAUAUCAAAGGGGAUUCGACGAUAGGAGAAGAUUCAAACAACAUUCCUCGUCGUCUAGCUUCUGAGGACAAGAAUCCGGUGAGUGAGAGAGAUAGAGUCGGCGACCUUUGAUCCACUCGUAAUCUCUUCCGAUCAUCGUUUUACGUAUCGAAUUUAUCAACUUGUUGUAAGCCAUCUUCUUCUUCCAUUUUCAAGCUUUAUUGAAGUUUUCAUUUCUGAGUUUUGUUUUAGGGAUCUUCUGAAAGUCUGAUAGGUUUCCCCACUUCGAAUCUUGACCUUAUUUUGAUCAAACAUCACAUUAAGAAUCAGUUGAUCUAAUAAUGAUUUGUGACAGCUGUUGUGUAAGAAGAGUUUCUCAAAGAGGUUAGGUUAUAAGAAGAAGCAAUGAUUGGGUUGUUUAAAGUAAAGGAGAAGCAAAGAGAACAAGCUCAGAACGCUAGCAGAGGAGGAGGAGGAGGAGGAGGGGCUUCCGUUAAGAAGCAAUCUGCUGGUGAACUUCGUCUUCACAAAGAUAUAUCAGAGCUGAACCUUCCAACCUCUUGCACGAUAUCUUUUCCCAAUGGCAAAGAUGAUUUGAUGAACUUUGAAGUCUCCAUUAAACCUGAUGAUGGUUACUACCAUAAUGAAGGAAACGUUUGCCUCAACAUCUUGCGUGAAGACUGGAAACCUGUUCUUAACAUUAACACUGUUAUCUAUGGACUCUUCCAUCUCUUCACGGAACCAAACUCUGAAGAUCCCCUGAACGAUGAAGCAGCACAGGUUUUAAGGGAUAACCCAAAGCUGAAACCACUUUAUCCUCCAUUGUAUUUCUCUUAUUCUCAAAGGACCCUUGUUUGUUUGUUCUUGCUUUUGUAAAAUUACAUUCUCCCUUUCCCUUAGAGACUGAAAGGAAAUGAAAACUCAAUAAAUAAAAAUUUUAAAUUUAAAUA